GUCUCACGAUCAGCUGAUCGACACAACGUUGACCAGUGUUGACUCAUUGACUCUUGAGAAGGAGGCGUGCCGUCAAGCGGGAUAGUGAACGAUGUAGUUGUAGAAUGCCAGCUGUACAUAAAUGUAAGAGAUUGGUCAGUCAGGAGCUCGCGCUCUCAAUCUCUCGGAGCAGACUGGAGCGGACAGACUGGAAGAUGUUUUGUAGUGGUUGAAUCUCUUUAAACUUAUGUUAGGAAUAUCGAAGGCCGUUGAAUGCCAGGUGUGAUCUCUCAAACGACGCUCGUGCCAGACUCCUACCUGGCUGCGCUAGAGAUGCUUCGACCACAGCUUUCCAAAAUUACGCACGACAGCUUGUAAAUUCUACUGCUCGCUUACGGUCAGGAAAUUUCUAAAUCUCGUGCAUCUUUCAGAGAAAUCAUGUCAUACGCUAUCAAUAGAAGACCCUUAUUGGGAGGUGCGACUGAUAGCGAAUUUGAGGACGAUUUGGAGACUGAAGUAGAUGAUCCUAGCAUCACAAUUCCUGAUGAGAAACCAUUUUUUAAACCAUAUGAGCCACAUGACAAAUAUAAUCUUGCGUACAUUGUGUUUUACUUACUUGGUAUAAAUACAUUAAUACCAUGGAGUUUUUUUAUCACUGCUGACGACUACUGGAUGUAUAAAUUUAGAGAAAUUCAUAAUAAUUCGACAAAUCUUACUCAUACGUACGCAGAACUACUCGAGCAGAAGACGGAUCUUCAAGCUAGUUUUACUUCUUAUUUAAGUGUAGCCAGUGCAUUACCAAAUACGCUGUUUUUAAUACUGAAUGCAUUUAUUAGCAAGAAAGUAUCUCUAACUGUAAGAAUGGUGGGUUCUCAAUGUAUAAUAUUGUUGCUCUUCAUCCUGACGACUGCGUUUGUGGAAAUGAAUACUGAUAAAUGGCAAAAUGCAUUUCUAAUAAUUACUUUGACAACAGUUGCCCUUGUAAAUGCUGCGAGUGCAAUUUUUGGAGGAAGUUUAAUGGGUAUAGUGGGCAAGUUUUCGCCAGAAUACAUAACCGCCAUGUCCGGUGGGCAAGCUCUUGGUGGAAUAUUCACGGCUCUAGCGGAAGUGUGUUCCUUGUGGAUAGGUGCCAGUCCAGUACUUUCUGGCUUAGUAUAUUUCAUUAUCGGCGACACCAUGCUACUAUUAUCGCUAAUCGCAUACAUCCUUUUAGAAAAAGCGCCAUUUUUCAAGCAUCAUAUGAUAGAAAAAGUACCUGAAUUAGAUUCAGAUUAUUCCAUAAAUGAAGAAGUUAGUUUCUCGACAAGUUCAAGCGUGUCUUACACGCGGAUUGUAAAGAAAAUCUGGCAUUACGGUGUUAGCAUAUUUUUAAUAUUCUUCAUAUCAUUAGCUGUGUAUCCAGCGGUCACUGUGCUAGUAGAGAGCGAAUACAAAGGCAAAGGCCAUGCAUGGAAUGAUAUAUAUUUUGUACCUGUAGUUACGUACCUUAUCUUCAGUACAGGCGAUUAUGCAGGAAGAGUAUUAUGUGGUAUUCUUCAAUGGCCAAGAGGCAAGCCAUGGCUCGUAAUAUUUUUGAGCGUCGCUAGAGGUAUUUUUAUACCUGCAUUUAUGUUUUGCAAUGCGCAACCGAGACAUCAUCUACCCGUUUAUAUUCACAGUGAUAUAUAUUACAUCUUGAUAACUAUUGCGUUUGCUGUAACUAAUGGCUAUCUCUGUAAUUUAACAUUCAUUCUCGCGCCCACAGUCGUAGAUAAUCAGGAAAAAGAAGUUGCGUCUGCAAUGAUGGGUGCUUUCUUGGGUAUAGGAUUAGCAUCUGGCGCUGCGCUCAGUUUAUACAUGGUGAAGGCGCUUUAAUGUUCGAUUCUUUUAACUGAAGAGAAAUGUAAAUAAGAUACAUCUCACUGCCCUUUGUACAUUCGAAAUCAAGUAAGAUUUCGAGAUUACUUUAUGAUUAUGAGAUUUUAAGUAUUAGUAUAAAUCAAUUCUCAAUCGUCAUCUCAUUGAAACAUUGCUGCUAAUUUACGAGAAUUCUUUUUUUUAUGAAGAAUUUUCUAGAGGCAGCUUUCUGCGAGAUGUUUUACUAAACUAAAAAUCUGAAUAGAGAUCUGAUCACAUAAUUUUUAUGACUAGUUUUAAAUUAUCUAUUCGACACAAUUGCAUGGCGCAAUUUCGUAUUAUCAUAUUUGUCAGUUCAAGAUAAUAAUUGGCGAGGUGUCAAAUUACUAGAGAUAGACAAUGUUGAUAUUAUAUAUAAAUUUCAUCCUUCCUACAGAUUUAUAUAUAGUU
Molecule: messenger RNA, 2265 nt
Organism: Trachymyrmex septentrionalis
Lineage: Eukaryota; Metazoa; Arthropoda; Insecta; Hymenoptera; Formicidae
Gene: Ent1
Product: equilibrative nucleoside transporter 1
Exons: 11
Coding region: 418-1833 (471 amino acids)
Biological process (GO): nucleoside transmembrane transport
Cellular component (GO): plasma membrane
Molecular function (GO): nucleoside transmembrane transporter activity
Source: RefSeq, a predicted model, not a curated record